Messenger RNA from Orcinus orca (killer whale), 11213 nucleotides. It is a transcript of the gene HSDL2, whose product is annotated as hydroxysteroid dehydrogenase like 2. Bases 952 to 2304 code for a protein of 450 amino acids. NCBI's taxonomy places the organism in Eukaryota, Metazoa, Chordata, Mammalia, Artiodactyla, Delphinidae. Gene Ontology annotation, cellular component: mitochondrion. The record is from RefSeq and is a predicted model, not a curated record. The transcript has 12 exons.
UUUUUUUUUUUCCGGGUUACUUUAUCUACUCACAUAACCUCAUCAUCCUGCUCUACCUCUUCAAAAUAGAAUUUCUUCACGUCUACCUAAAAAUAUUAUGCCGGUCUCUAGUUCAUUAGAGUAGCUGAGUUAUGUCCAAGGUAUACUACCAAAAGCAAUACCGGCUCCCAGAAUUCACCUUAUUCCACCACUGAGUCUGGGAAUUUCCUCGCCGAGAUAUUGGCUAAGAGUCGAAAAAUCAGAGUUAACUUAGUUCUUCGGUGCGACUAUUGCAGAUCUCUGAUCCAGAAGCUGCCCCUCACCACAGAGCUGUUUAUCUAUAGUCCGGCCGGCUUUAGUCCAGAUUUCGCGGGAGAGUCGAAAUGCGCCGCUGGCCGGAAGAGUGCUUAUCUGCCCAGGAAAAGCGUUCCUAAGAGGGGCCUCCGAGGGCGCGCGUGCAGCUGGGCAGGCGUCCAGGUGCCGGCGUGGACGGCGAGGGGACCGAGAGCCAAAGUCCGCUGAGAAGCCGCACCUCAGCCCUCAAGGUCCCUGGUGCACGACUCAAACGCCCCCCACGCCCCCAACCCGGCAAAGGAACUCAGCGCUGCGGCUAGGAACCCUUCACAGGCCGGGGAAAGGUGUACUCAGCGGCUGACGCGUCCAGCAUUCUAGCCGCGGGCUGGAGACCAAUUGUCACCGUAGAGCCCCCGCAAGAGAGGCGGGGCGGAGUCGUCUCUCACAGCGCUUGCGCUUAGGGUCGGUUUCCAGGGGCCAGGCAGGCGGGAGGCGGAAACCAGCGCCGAGCGCCACGGAGGCCCACUGCGUGCGCAGGCGCACUCAGCCACCUUUCGUUUCUUGGAGCGCCCAAUUACCCCGCAGACCUCGGGGCGGGGCCAAGUGCGGGGAGAAGUCAUCCUCUCAGUAUCCGCUCGCUGAGGCCGUUGUCGCCACCGCCUCCAAUCUGCAACAGUCAUGUUGCCCAACACGGGGAAGCUAGCAGGAUGUACUGUCUUCAUCACAGGCGCGAGCCGUGGCAUUGGCAAAGCUAUUGCUUUGAAAGCAGCAAAGGAUGGGGCAAAUAUAGUCAUUGCUGCAAAGACUGCCCAGGCACACCCCAAACUUGCAGGCACAAUCUAUACUGCUGCUGAAGAAAUCAAAGCAGCUGGAGGAAAGGCGUUGCCAUGUGUUGUUGAUGUGAGAGAUGAACAACAAAUCAGCAGUGCAGUGGAGAAAGCAGUUGAGAAAUUUGGAGGAAUUGAUAUUCUGGUGAAUAAUGCCAGUGCUAUUAGCUUGACCAACACAUUGGAAACACCUACAAAGAAAGUGGAUUUGAUGAUGAACAUCAACACCAGAGGCACCUAUCUUACAUCUAAAGCAUGCAUUCCUUAUUUGAAAAAGAGUAAAAUUGCUCAUAUCCUCAAUCUCAGCCCACCGCUGAACCUAAAUCCACUGUGGUUCAAACAGCACUGUGCUUACACCAUUGCUAAGUAUGGUAUGUCUAUGUGUGUGCUUGGAAUGGCAGAAGAAUUUAAAGGUGAAAUUGCAGUCAAUGCAUUGUGGCCUAAAACAGAUUUUCUGGAGAGUGAUAUUCAUUGCAGUGAGGCAAAGAUGAGAGUGAAAAAACUGCUUCUACAAUACUUUUCAAACUACAUGUCAAGACUCAUUGCCAUAUACACUGCUGCUAUGGAUAUGCUGGGAGGAUCUGGUAUUGAAAGCCAAUGUAGAAAAGUUGAUAUCAUUGCAGAUGCUGCAUAUUGCAUUUUCAAAAAGCCAAAAAGUUUUACUGGCAACUUUAUUAUUGAUGAAAAUAUCUUAAAAGAAGAAGGAAUAAAAAAUUUUGAUGUCUAUGCCGUUACACCAGGCCAUCCUUUGUUACCAGAUUUCUUCCUGGAUGAACAGCCAGUUACAGUUACCAAGGAACCAGCAACACAUGGUGCUCUUCCAGAAUUGAAAGAAAAGGAGGCGCAGCCACCACCAAAACCACGUUCUGGAGCUGUGGAAGGGACAUUUAGAAUUGUUAAGGACUCUCUCAGUGAUGAUAUUGUUAAAGCCACUCAAGCAAUCUAUCAGUUUGAACUCUCAGGUGAAGAUGGUGGAACAUGGUUUCUUGAUCUUAAAAGCAAGGGUGGCAAUGUCGGACAUGGAGAGCCCUCUGAUCGGGCAGAUGUGGUGAUGAGUAUGUCUACUGAUGAUUUUGUAAAAAUGUUUUCAGGGAAACUAAAACCAACAAUAGCAUUCAUGUCAGGAAGAUUGAAGAUUAAAGGAAACAUGGCCCUAGCAAUCAAAUUGGAGAAGCUAAUGAAUCAGAUGAAUGCCAGGCUGUGAAGAGAAAAAAAAUGUUGACCGCUAAGCUCAAAAAGUAAAAGGGUUCAAUAGUUAAAAUUGAAUGUUUGUUUUCAUCCCUAUUAUAAGGAUAUACAUGUUUGUUCUGGAAAAAAUAGAAUUUCUGUAUCUAUACGACUUGAAAUUGUAAUUAAAACAGCUAGCCAACCAAACAUAAGCAUCAUUAAGUAGAAUUCUAAGAUAUUCUAUUUUUCUUAUUUUGUGAGUUUUGCCCUCUGAGUCCUGUAUCUCAUACACCAUCAUCUUCUGGGAAAAGUAUUAUUAGUAAUCAAUUGGGGUCAAGCAGCAACAUUACUUUUUUCAUAUCUUUUUCCCACGUAAAAUGAGACUAGUCUGUUUUAAACUUUUCAGUUUAGGAUUGUAUACUAAUGAUAUUUUAGAGUUUUAUAAACUUGUUUUAAAGAAAAUCUUCUAUAUUACAUUUUCAUAGAAAUCACAUAAUAAACUACUUAAUAAAUACUAUUUGUGAAGACAAAUUAAACAAAAAGUAUAUUUUGUUAACUACCUUUCUAAGUGUAAGGUAUUUUACCUAUAGGAAAAUAUUAUUGAUGUAAUUCAACUAACUGCAGUAUAUAUAUCCUAUUUUAAAGUAUGUAAAAAUAUCCUAAGAUAAUUCCUCCCCAGAAGUGUGCACUUGGUCACAGUGUUUUGAAAUGAGAACAUUAGAAUAGAUGGUUGUUAUGGGCUGAAUGGUAUGCCCCCUUCAUAUGUUGAAGUCCUAACCCCAAGAAUCUCAGAAUUGAUUGUAUUUGGAGAUAAGAUCUUUAAAGAGGUGAGUAAAACCCAGGCUUUUAGGGUAGGGUGGGCCAUAAUCCAGUCUGACUGGUGUCCUUAUAAGAGGAAAUUUGGACACAAAAGAGAGUCCAAGGAGGCACACACAGAGGAAUGACCAUGUGAGGACCAGCAAGAAGGCAGUCAUUUGCAAGCCAAGGAAAGAGGCCUCAGAAGAAACCAAACCUACUGACACCUUGAUCUCAGACUAGUCUCUAGAAUUGUAAGAAAUUUCUGUUGCUUUAGCCACUCAGUCUGUGGUAUUUUGUUAUUGUAGUCCUAGUAAACUAAUGCAAUAGUUUGUUUGUAUUUCUGUUACGAACACAAGUUCCUAUGCAGUACACACAGUGAGGCCAAACUGAAACAUUGGAGUUUGUAGCAGAGAAAGGUUUAUUACAGGGCCAAGCAAGGAGAAUGGGUGGAUUGUGCUCAAAAAACCCAAACUCCCCAAUGGUUUUCAGGGAGAAGUUUUUAUAGGCAGAAUUUGGGGUGAGCGCUGUGUGACUGUCUCCUGAUUGGUUGGUGGUGAGGUAACAGAGAGGUGUUUCAGAAAUCUUGUGCUCAGCCUGAAGUUACCAUCCUCCACCUGGGUGGGGGCGUUAGUUCUUACAGAAGAAUGCAAAGAUAUUGUUAUAUAUAUUCCUUGAGGAGGAACCAGGACCCUGCCCCAAGGCUGCACUAUUGUUUCUUGACUGCUCCUCCCCUGUUUCUGCAUUCCCUCCCUUCCCUGAUUAGCAACUGUUUGAAUCUGCCCUUUGUAACUCAGUGAAGGUCAAGGAGGCUGAAUGAAGCCUAUUUCCUACAAACAAGAAAUAGGGGAUACAGAAAGGCUUUGUACCUAGGAUGGCCCCACAGGGUCCUUCUCUGUUUCAUUUCUUUUUUUAAAAAAGUUAAACUUAUUUUUUUUAAGCUCCUAUCUUUCCUUUUAAUCAGUUAAAAAUACUUGUUUAGUGUAAUUCUUUCACUUCUCACCUUCCACUCACUUUAAUAUUAUUGUGCUGUUAAGCAACUUAGCUAAUUCUGACAUUUUGUAGAAUCAUAACAUUAGGAGCACUUAAUCUGUAUUUUACAAAUCAGGAAACAGAGGAUCAGAGAUAGGAAAGGACUAGCCCAAGGUCAAAAUUAACAAGCCCUUUCCAACAACCUCCCAGUACAUUGGCCUUGGAUAGAACUUGAAGACCCCACUUCCCCCUCCUUGAAGCCCAGAUAGAUUGACUUUGAUAUGGCAGGCUCACAACUCCCUUGGCAUCUCCUGUUCAUUUCCAGCCACAUUAGGAUCCCUGUCAGAUGUUGCCAGCAGACUCCUUUUCUACUGAAAUUUUCUAAAGACUUUUCUUCUUUCUCUGCAUUUUCCACAUGGCUUCAAAGCUUUGGGAAAAUAAAAACUAGAAAAUAUUGUGAGGCAGGAAUUCUGGAGUUUGGUUACUAAAACAUGAACUUGCUAAUUAAAAGGCCUUAGGAUAUCAGAAGAAAAUCUUUCCACAGGGCCCUGGUUUUCAUAUCAGUAAUUGAGGGAGUUGGAUGAGGUCCUCUGCAGCCUGUUUUCGCUUAUUAUCACUAAGAAGUAGUGAGCAGUCUGUACUAUUUUAUCAGAAAUAAAGGUACCACAGCUACAUUGCUAAAGCUUUCUCUCUUGCCACAUCCCCCAGCUGCCUUAAUGAAUUCAUGUGUUCCCUUCUCUUGGAUCUUGCCCAUUAACUGCACUGAGGUUGUAGAGUCUCCCAGAAGUUUUGAAUGGCCAUUUUGUGUAUGGUUCAGUAUCCAUUUGACCCCUGUUUCUGAAAUAGAAUGGUAUGGAGGGAAACCAUGCCAUUUGGCUUUUUAGUGUUUGAUGAAGUUAUUUAGACAUUUUAAAGAUGGUUUGUUGCUAGUAAUCCUAUAUUUUAACAAAUCCUCUUAAAUAGUGCCUUUUUUUUCUUUUUUCUUUUUUUGGCUGUGCCACACGGCUUGUGGGAUCUUAGUUCCCCGAGCAGGGAUCGAACCUGGCCCCAACAGUGAAUGUGCCAAGUCUUAACCACUGGACCACCAGGGAAUUCCCUUAAAUAGUGCCUCUUAAAUAAUCCUCUUAAGUAGAAGAAAAGAAGUCUUUUUCCUCUACCUAUCUUAAGUUUUCAGUUGGGGUCCUGUAAAUUAGACUAACAAAAGAUAGAUUAGCAAGAGAAAAACAAAUAGAAGUAUUAACAUAUGCAUUGCACAUAAACAUGGAAGCAUUCAGACAUGAGUAACUCAAAGAUGUGGUUAGAACUUGAGCUUAUACAACAAUGAACAAUAAAUUUCUUUGUGAAGGAACAAGACAAAGAGGACUUUCAGUUUCUAGGAUAGGAAACUGUAGGAAGGAAAAUAUACGUACAGUAAGAGUGAGUUUUGUAAGAAACUGCCAAAUAGAAAAAAAACUGUCAAAAAAAAAAAAAAAGCUGCCAAAUAGUCUUCCAAAGUGGCUGUACCAUUUUGCAUUCCCACCAGCAGCAUGUUCCUGUUGCUCCACAUCCUUGUCAGCACUUGGUAUUGCCAGGUUUUUGGAUUUUAGUCAUUCUAACAGGUGUGUGGUAGUAUCUCAUUGUUGCUUUAAUUUGCCAUUCCCUCGUGACAUAUGAUGAUGAACAUCUUUUCAUAUGCUUACUUUCCUCUAUAUCUUCUUCGGUGAGAUGUCUGUUGAGGUCUUUGGCCCAUUUUUAAAUCAGGUUGUUUUCUUAUUGUUGCAUUUUAAGAGUUCUUUGUAUAUUUUGGAUAACAAUCCUUUAUCAGAUGUGUCUUUCGUAAAUAUUUUUUCCCAAUCUGUGACUUGCUUUCUCAUUCUCUUGACAUUGUCUUUUGCGGAGCAGAAGUUUUUCAUUUUAAUGAAGCCCUGCUUAUCAGUCAUUUCUUUCAUGGAUCAUGCCUUUGGAGUUGUAUCUAAAAAGUCAUUGCCAUACCCAAGGUCAUCUAGGUUUUCUCCUAUGAUAUUUUCUAGGGAGUUUUAGUUUUGCAUUUGACAUUUAGAUCUGUAAUCCAUUUUGAGUAAUUUUUGUGAAAGGUGUAAAGCCUUUGUUUAUUUAUUAUUUUGCAUGUGUAUAUCCAGUUGUUCCAGCACCAUUUGUUGAAAAGACUAUCUUUGCUCCUUUGUCAAAGGUCAGUUGACUAUAUUCAUGUGGGUAUAUUUCUAGGCUCUCUAUUCUCCUACAUUGAUCUAUUUACCCUUUCACUAAUACCACGCUAUGUGGUUACUUUAGCUUUAUAGUAAGUCUUGAAGUCAGGUAAUGUCAAUCUUAACUUUGAUCUUCAAUAUUGAGUUGGCUAUUCUGGUUCUUUCGCCUCUCCAUAUAACUUUAGAAUAAGUUUUUUCAUAUUCACAAAAUAACUUGCUGGGAUUUUGAUUGGCUUUGAGUUGAAUCUAUAUAUCAACUUGGGAUAAACUGAUGUUUUGACAGUAUUGAGUCUUCCUAUCCAUGAACAUGAAAUAUCUCUUCAUUUAUUGUUAUUCUUUGAUAUCUUUCAUCACAGUUUGGUAGGUCUUCUUAUAUAGAUCUUGCACAUAGUUUGUUAGAUUUGUAUCUGAAUAUUUAAAUUUUUUGAGUGCUAAUAUAAAUGAUAAUGUGUUUUACAUUUCAAAUUUCACUUCAUUACUGGUAUAUAGGAAUGUGAUUGACUUUUGUAUAUUAACCUUGUAUUUUACAACCUUGCUAUAAUAAUUUAUUAGUUCCCAGAAGUUUCUUUGGUAAUUUUUAUAGCUUUUCUAUAUAGACAAUUAUGUCAUCUGUGAACAGAGAGUUUUAUUUCUUCCUUCCCAACUUGUAUACCUUUUAUUUCCUUUUAAGUUAUUGCAUUAGCUAGCACUUCCAGUAUGAUGUUGAAAAGCAGUAGUGAGAGGGGACAUCCCUGCCUUAUUCAUGAUCUUAAUGGGAAAGCUUCUAGUUUCUCACCAUUAAGUGUGAUGUUACUUGUAGGUUUUUUGUAGAUAUUCUUUAUCAAAUUGAGGAAGUUCCCCUCUAUUCCUAGCUUACUGAAAUAUUUUAUUAUGAGUGGGUGUUGGACUUUGUCAAAUGCUUUUUCUGCAUCUAUUUGUAUAAUCAUGUGAUUUUUCUCUUUCAGCCUGUUGAUGUGGUAGAUUACGUUAAUGGACUUUUGAAAGUUGAACCAUCCUUGCAAACCUAGGAUAAAUCCCACUUGGUUGUUUUUAUGGCCUAUAUGUUCUUAUGCCCACAAAUUUCAUAUAUUGAAAUCCUAACCCCCCAAGGAGCCUUUGGGAGGUGAUUAGAUCAUGAGGGUGGGGCCCUUAUGACUGGGAUUAAUGCCCUUAUAAAAGAGACCUCAGAGAGAGUUAGCUGGUCCCUUUCACCAAGCGAGGACAUGGCAAAAAGGUGCCACCAGUGAAUCAGAGCUCAGGCCCUCACCAUACACCAGAUGUGCCUGUGGCUUGGUCUUGGACUUCCCAGCCUCCAGAACUGUGCAAAAUAACUUUCUGUUGUUUUUAAACCACCUAGUCUCUUUUUGUUAUAGCAGGCUGAACAGGCUAAGAAAACUGUGCUAUGUAAGUCUUUUUAUAUGUUGUUGGAUUCAAUUUGCUAAUAUUGUGUUGAGGAUUUUUGCAUCUAAGUUCAUGAGAGAUGUUGGUCUGUAGUUUUCUUGAAAUGUCUUUCUUUGGUUUUGGUACUAGGGUAAUGCUGGUUUCACAGGAUGAAUUAGGAAUAUUUUCUGUUUCUGUCUUCUGAAGGGGACUGUAGAGAACUGGUAUAAUUUUCUUCCUUAAAUGUUUGUUAGAAUUCAUCAGUGAACCCAUCUUGACCUGGUGCUUUCUGUUUUGGGAAGUUAUUAAUUACCAUUUGCUUUAUUCCAUCUGUUCUGUAUAUCUUUGUUCUUCUUUUCUGGUCUUCUAUUUCUUUCUGUCUUCCUUGAAAGAAUCUCACAAAAUAUUUCCAUUUCCCAUUCCCAUCCUUUGUACUACUUUGUCAUACAUUUUAUUUCCACAUAUGUUUUAAACUCUACAGUAUAUUGUUUAAUAUUUUUGAUAACAGUGAAUUAUCCUUUUUAAGAUUAAAAAAAUGAGAAAAAAUUCUUUAAAUUUACCUAUAUGUUUACUCUUUGCACUGUCAACCUAUCCAUCACCAACUAUCCAAACACAUGAACAUAUCCAAGUUUCCUUCUGCCCCUUUGUAGCCAUUUAUGCCCAUCCUUGAUCCCAUUUCCAGCAAGUACUGAUCUGCUUUCUAUAACUAUAGAUUAGUUUACAUUUUCCUGGAAUUUACAUUAAUGGAGCCAUACAGUAUGUAUUUUCUGUUUGGCUUCUUUCAAUCUGCGUAAUUACUUUGAAAUUUGUUCUUAUCAUUACAUAUAUCAAUAGUUCAUUCCUUUUUAUUACUGCUGAGCAGUUUGCCAUUAUAUGAAUACACCACAGUUUGUUUAUCCAUUCACCUGUUGAUAGACAUUGGGGUAGUUUCCAGCUUUUGGCUAUUACAAAUAAAGCUUCUGUGAACAUUCAUGUACCAAGUCCCUGUAUUCUCUUGGGUAUGAAAUGACUGGAUCAUAUGGUGUGCAUAUAUUUAACUUUUUAAGAAAUUGCCAAACUUUUUUCCAAAGUGGUUAUACUAUUUUACAUUUCACUAACAAUGUAUAGGAUUUCAUUUCUUCACAUUUUCAUCAACACCUGAUAUGUAGAGCCUUUUAAAUUUUAGCCAUUCUAAUAAGUAUGUAGUAGUAUCUAAUUGUAUUUUAACUUCCAUAUCCUUGAUGAGGAUGAGCAUCUUUACAUGUGCUUAUUUGACAUGCGUAUAUCGUCUUGAUGAAGUGUCUGCUCAAAUCUUUGCCCACAUUUAUUCCAUUGUUUGUUUUAUUAUUGAAUUUUGGGAGCUCUUUAUAUAUUCAGGAUACAAGUAAUUUUUCAGAUAUUUGCAAAUAUUUUCUCCCUUUCAAUAGAUUGUCUUUUUAUUCUCUUACCAGUGAUACAGGAAUAACAAAAUUUUUUUAAAUAGAUGAGGUUUGGGCUUCCCUGGUGGUGCAGUGUCUAAGAAUCUGCCUGCCAUUGCAGGGGACACAGGUUCGAGCCCUGGUCUGAGAAAAUCCCACAUGCCGUGGAGCAACUAAGCCCAUGUGCCACAACUACUGAGCCUGCGCUCUAGAGCCUGUGAGCCACAACUACUGAGCCCACAUGCCACAGCUACUGAAGCCUGCACACUUAGAGCCCAUGCUCUACAACAAGAGAAGCCACCGCAGUGAGAAGCCCGCGCACUGCAACGAAGAGUAGCCCCCAUUCGCCGCAACUAGAGAAAGCCCACGCACAGCAACAAAGAUACAACACAGCCAAAAAUAAAAUUUUUAAAAAAUAGAUGAGGUUCAACUUAUCAAUCUUUUUCUUUACUGGAUCAUGCUUUCGGUAUAAUUCAGAAAUCUUUGCCUAACUGAAAACUUAUGGCAGUUUUACAGUUUUAAGUUUUGCAUUUAGGUGUAUUUAGCAUUUCAAGUUAAUUUUUGUACAUGUGCAAUGUGUGGAUCAAAUUUCAUAUUUCUGACUAGGGAAAUCCAAUUGUUCCAGCAUCAUUUGUUGAAAAACAGCAGAAUAAAAUAAAAAUAGAACUUCAGAAAUUAAAAAAUAUAAUACAUUAAAAAACUUUUCCAUAAUACAAGUUGAGGUUUCCAUUACUGUAAGGUUAAUGAAAAAUAUUGUUUAGUCACGAAAAGCACAAAAGCAAUGUUAGUGCAACUUAAAAGUGUACACAAUUGACCAUAUAUUUAUCUGAGAAAGUACCAAAUGAUUAUAAGGCAGUCACAUCCUAGCCAGUCUCUACUACUAUAAGUCUAAGAACUUUAAUUCUAUUUAAUUCUUUCCAGCACAGUAAGACAGCCAAAAACUUCUGCUUAGAUUUUUUUUUUUUUUUCCUGUUAACAACUGCUUUCUGCUUGAUUUCCUGGCUUCUUGCCCCUUGCAUGAACAGGCUAGGAAUCAGCAAAUGCUUUGAGGGAAAAUAUGUAGAAUGACUGACUCCUUUUACUGUGAUUGCCUUUCUUCUGGGAUCUUAGCAUCUCAAGCCCUAGUUACCCUGAUAGACUUGACCUCCAAAAUUUGUAUCUCCAGCCCAAUCAGACUAUUGAAAGCUCUAGGAUGCCUCUCUCAGAUUUCUAUACUCCUAAACACAGAUCAACAAUGCCAUAAGGAGGAAACAUGGCUUAGGAUGGAGGAUUCACUUCAUCAUGUUUCCCUUCUUGCUGGGCUCUUGGGAAUCUCAAGCCUUGGCUGCCUGGAUUGCUGUAUAACAGGUUUAAACAGGCUUUUAUUUUUUUUUAAUGCAGCUUUUUAUAGCUUUUAGUGGGAGAGUUAGUUUGUUCAACAAGGUACCUCAUCAUAGCUGGAAGCCUGCAUCAUUUAAAAAACUCAUCAAGGUGGAAAUAUCCUUUAAACAAAUGGGACUGCAUUUAAAUAGUUAAUUGUGGUAAAAAACAAAUAAUACAAAAUUUAUCCCUUUGACCAUUUUCAAGUGUACAGGUCAGUGGUUUAUCCUCACAUUGUUGUGUAUCAGAUCUCUAGAACUUUUUCAUCUUGCAAAACUAAAACUCUAUACUCAUGGAACAACAACUCUCCAUAAUCCCCAUUCCCUGGCAACCACCAUAAUACCCUGUUUCCAUGAUUGUGGCAACUCUAGGUACCUUAUAUAAGUGAUUUUGACAACUCUAGGUACCUUAUAUACAGUAUUUGUUGUUUUGCGGCUGGUUUAUUUCACUUAGUGUAAUGUCCUCAAGGUUCAUCUAUGUUGUAGCAUGUGACAGGGUUGCUUUUUUAAGGCUGAAUAAUACUCUGUAUGUAUAUGCCACAUUUUGUUUAUCCAUUCAUCCAUCCUUGGACAUUUUGGUUGCUUCCAUCUCUGGGCUAUUGUGAAUAAUGGUGCAGUGAACAUGAGUUGCAAAUGCCUCUUUAAGUUCUUGCUUCAAAUUCUUUUGGAUAUAUAUACCUAGAGGUGGGAUUUCUGGAUCACAUAGUAAUUCCAUUUUUAGUUUUUUGAGGACCCUCCAUAGUGUUUUCCAUAGUGGCAGCACCAUUUUAUAUUUCUCCCAGCAAUGCACAGGAUUUCAAUUUUCCCACAGGAUUAUGUACUUGAAACAUGUGGCGAUUAACUGUUUUUUCUUUUUUCUAAUAAAUUUAUUUUAUUUAUUUA